This is a messenger RNA of Cuscuta campestris, 1059 nucleotides long. Lineage: Eukaryota; Viridiplantae; Streptophyta; Magnoliopsida; Solanales; Convolvulaceae. The record is from the annotation of a GenBank genome assembly.
UGCUCUUUAUUUGCAGAAUGGUUUUUAAUGGUAAUGGCUUAGACGUUGAUGAAUAUGUGCGGAGGGCAUACAAAUUUGCGUAUUCAGACUGUAUUGAAGUGGGUCCAGUUGCUUGUUUACAAGAACCCCCUGAACCUAAUGAGUUAUAUCCUCGACAAACGAGAAGGUUUGCAGGGCUUUGCAUCUUGGGCUUCUGUACCUUGGCUCAGUUUUAGUACUACUUGCAUAUUCUAUCUUGUAUGGCCUGACUGUGAAGGAAUCACACUGGCUUGCGACUAUAACAUCAACUGCCAUUAUUAUACUUGACUGGAAUAUAGGGGCAUGGGAAUGGCUUGUUAUGUUGGCCCUCUCCCACAUGGUGCAUUUCUUUUGCUUUAUGGCGUUGCAUUAGCUAUUGAAGGAUGGGGUGUAGUUGCAAGUUUGAAAAUCUAUCCCCCUUUUGCUGGAGCUGCUGUUUCAGCAAUUACCCUUGUCGUAGCUUUUGGAUCCGCUUUCUCUCGCCCUUGUUUGACUCUCGAGACCAGAAACGCUUUAUCUGGAACUUACUCUGCUCCCCAGAGGUCUGCCAGCUCAGCUGCUCUUUUGGUUGGGGAUCCUGCUGUAAUUCGAGAUAAAGGAGGCAAUUUUGUACUUCCUAGGGCUGAUGUCAUGAAAUUAAGAGAUCGUUUGAGAAAUGAAGAAUUGGCUGCUGGAUCUCUUAUGUCUAGGUUGAGAAAUAAGACCCUGCGGCACGGAGCUAUAACUGAUAUAGGUCACAAAAGAGAAAUGUGUGCUCAUGCCAGAAUACUAGCUCUGGAAGAAGCAAUUGACACUGAAUGGGUUUACAUGUGGGAUAAGUCUGGUGGUUAUUUACUUCUUUUACUUUGUUUGACGGCUAAAGAUGAACGUGUACAGAUAUAAAUGCUUAAACAUUCUAUCACACAGCACAUGAAGUCUUUUUCAUGCUAACCUCCUUCUUUUACAGGAUUAGGUUCGUUUAAGACUCUUCCUCAACAUUAUAGGAUUGCCUGAUCUCAGUGCUAAGGAUAUCAAAAAGUGGCUACCAUAGGAACAUAGGCG